CAGAUUUGUCUGCGGGGUAUCGGCACUUCCGAGUACCUCCAAAGUCGGGAGUCCAGAUAUCGUAGAUGUCGGACCAUCUUGAAGCCGAGAUCCGGUGCCCGUCCCUCGGGUGUGACCCUCUGUCACAAGUUUUGCGUCAAUACGUUGAUAAGGCAAGCGGUUAUUUCCAAUUGGAGUUUGGCCCCACAAGUGACCCCUCCAUGUCCGAGACUUCGUAAGCACUCCGGCGGCUGCACACAUUUCCAUUGGACAGCGCUGGACGCACGCCUCCAUAGCCCACACAGGAGUCCAGUCUGGCGAACACGACAUGGAGUCUACUGGGAGAUAAGCCGUCACAUGAUGGACUAUCUCUAAGACACGUAUUGAUCCGGAUCUGGAGGCCAUUCCAGUCUGGAUACCUCUGCGCUUAUCUUCAGCAGACAGAUAAAUUGGCAAGCUUUUAUCAUUCGCAUCUCAGUACUCGUAUACUACGCCUCAUAUAGAUACCACCAUACGCCAUGGCUAUCGCUCAGCUUACCACUAUCGACGCAUCUCAGCCUCUCGAGAAGAUCAUCGAGAUCAUUGAGAGAGAUGGGGGUGUCAUCGUCGCCAACUUUCUCUCACCCGAGCUACUCAAGCAGACAAUGGAUGCCAUUGAGCCUCACUUCGGCAAGCGCGGCAUCUACCAGUCCAAGGCCACUCACAACGAGCUUGGUCAGGACUUCUUCCCCGAGGGUUCUCAGCGAGUCUAUGGUCUCUUGUCGAAAAUCACCGAGCCUCUUAUCAACAUUGUGCGAUUGCCUGUGUGGCAGGGAGUGAUGAGCAGGUUCCUUAACGACGAAUACUUCUCCUACACUGGCGAGAAUUUCCUUCCCCAGAAGAGUGGUUACAUGCUCGCGUCGACUGCUGCCCUCCGAUUGGUUCCCGGUGCGAAGCCCCAGCCUCUUCACCGAGAUCAAAUCGCCUACCAAACUCGACCGGAGCCCAGCAACCCCUUCUUCACUCCCAUGGUCGGCUGUCUCAUCGCCGGCUCAAGAGCCACCAAGAAGAACGGCGCUACCGCUGUCAUUCCCGGAUCCCACUUGUGGCCUCCUACCAGAGCCCCCAAAAUCGACGAGUGCACCUACGCCGAGAUGGAGCCUGGAUCUGCUCUCUUCACUCUUGGCUCCACCUACCACGGCGCUGGAGAGAACAAAUGUGCCCCAGAAGACCCGGAGGCGUUGCGUACUCUCUUUGCAGUCUUUGCUCAACGAGACUACUUCAGACAAGACCAGGAGGAGAUUCUGACUACUCCUAUCGAGCUUGCGAGGACGUUCCCGGAUGAUAUACUGAGGAUCGCAGGCUACUACAAAGCCGUCGGUGGUGUAGGAUACGUCGAAGACCAUCAGGAUGUGGUUGACUUUUUGAAGUCUGAGGACACUGCUGUCGGCAGGUUCAAGUAAGAGGAGAGAUAUCGAUCUGCGGGUGUGGUGUCUGGAAUGCGUUAUUGUCCGUCUGUUUUGGGUUCUUCGUCGUUGUUGCGCGUGUGUCUGAUGAUAGAGUGUACUAUCGCGAUAUCGAAACCCCUUUUCUACCAGUCUAUAUGUCGCCAUGUAUAUCUAUCCGCAAGCG
Cryptococcus amylolentus CBS 6039 is the source of this 1590-nucleotide messenger RNA. RefSeq lists its product as hypothetical. Bases 498 to 1421 code for a protein of 307 amino acids. The record is from RefSeq and is a predicted model, not a curated record. The transcript has 5 exons. Lineage: Eukaryota; Fungi; Basidiomycota; Tremellomycetes; Tremellales; Cryptococcaceae.